AUGGAUGCUGCUCGCGGAGGCGGGGUCGUCGCCUCGGUCGGGGAGCUGCUCGACGACGGCCUGGGGCUCAAGGUCGUCGAGGACGACGACGAGGCUGCGGCCGCCUUGGAGGAACUGGAGCCGUCGCCCGCCGAGCUGGUUGUCAUCGAGCCGAACUCGUUCUACUUGAGUACAGGCUUCAGCGACGACGGGGAGCAGCAGUGCGAUUUCGUGUGGCUGGCGCUGCGGGUCGUAGCCGCCUCCGAGCAGCUCGUGGGUGCGAGGCUCCUCUUCAGCGACGAUGCGUACUGGGACUGGUGGGCGGCGUCCCCAGGCGUUGCGGGCGGGAUCUCUCCCAUCGCCCUGCUGCACAUCUGCACGGACGAGCCCUGCGGCGCGGAGGCACCUGCGGGCUGCGACGAGCUUAUCCACGUCUCGGACGCCCGCAGGCUGGAGGCGGAGGACAUUGCCGAGGUCUUCUCCAACUGCUUGCCCCGCAACCCCGAGGCGGUCUGGCCCGCGGACCUGCUGGGGCCGCGUGCGGCGCGGCUGGCCGCCCCACGCGGGUCGGCGCGCCCGACGAAGGAGAGUGCUGCGCCGCCGGCGCCCGGGGCAGCAGAACCGCGUGCAGCCAAGCUCACGGUCGUGGGCCGCGACGCUCCCUUCGAUGGGCUGCUCGGCGACAGUGCCCUGACCGCGCGGGCUGCAGGCCUCCCGCUCGACCUGGAGCCCACGCGGUACGAGCUGCGGGCCAGGCUCGCUGCGGCGCGGGACCGGUUCGCCUCGGCAGCGCCGGGGGCCGCUGCGGCCGGCGCACCUCUAGGCAGUGCACAGGGCGCGCUGAGCGAAGGCAAGCCGAAGAAGCGGGGCCUCGCCGAGGCGCUCGCGGAGCGCAUGGCGAAGGUCGCCAAGGCCCCCAGCGCCGAGGCGGCGCGCGGCUCAAGCGGCCCAGCUGCUGCGGCUGUGGCCAGCGGGGAAGCUGCGGGCGAGGGCGUGAAGGAGCUGGCGACGGCGCUCAUGGCGGCGCUCAAGAGCUCGGCCGCGCAGGCUGCUGGCAGCUCGGGCGCCGGCGCCGCCGCGGACCCCCUCAGCGCGGCCGACGGGGCCGCAGCCACGAGGGGACUUGCGACCAGACGGGUUCCCUGCAGGAAGAUGGCGCAAGACCAGCCUUGCAAGUUGUCGGAGCUCACGCCGAUGCAGAUUGCAGAGUUCCUCGGCGCCGUCGAGGGCGACGCGGCGGUGGGCCCGACGACGGCGCUCGUGCUGAGGUACCUGCCCACGAUCUACUUGCCGCAGAACCCAGUGCAGCAGAUCGGGGUGGCUGCGUAUCGCGAGAUGCGGACGUUGGCCCAGGCGAUCGACUUUCUCCUCCAGGGCAAGAUUCCGCAAGCGCUGGACAUCUUGACCCAGCGGCUGAAGGCGGCGCAGGUGGCAGUCGACGACGGGCGCUGGGGCGCGGCGAAGUGGCUGGAGCUGAUCCCCGCCAAGGACGAGCCCGCCACGCUGCGGAACGAGGAGGAGGAGAUGAUCCGCAGCAUCGGGCUCGGCGAGUUGAAGCUGGAGGAGCUCAGCAGCCGGCUUCGCGGGCCUCAGGCGCGGCUGCCUGGCAAUCGCGCGCCCGACCGCCCGAGGGCGCCGAAGGGCAGCGCGAAGGAGGGCGAGAGAUUGCCUCAUCCGCGAGUCGCGCAGUUCGACAAGACCGCAGAGAAGCUGCCCGCUGGAGGCUCGCAGGCGCCGCUGAACUUCAAGGCGGCGAGGGCUGCCUGCCCGGGGAAGGGCGGCGAGACGUCGAAGGGGUGCAUGGCGCGGCUGCGGAACUUCAUGGCGGAGUCGCGCGGCCAGAGGCGAUCGCAGACGUUGCCGAGGCUGCUGGAGGCGCAGCUUCUGAGGGGGAGGGCGCGGCGCGGAUCGCUGCUGGUGUCUGAGGACUUCCCCCGGCUGGAUGAUGAGGGGGCAAGGGGCCGCUUCGCGGCUGGAGCGCCUCCCAGCGGGGGCCAGCAGCGGGAGCUGGCGAGCACCUCUCUCCCACGCGGCAUGCGGAGGCCCCCCGCCGCGGGCUGUGCCACGCGCGACGCUGGGGCGUGGCGCGACGAGGUCUCGGCCCAGUUCGGCGCGACCGUCACCAGCGUCGACAUGACAGUGCACCUCGUGCAGCUCGUCGAGCGCCACCCUGGCAGCCCGGGGACUUCCGCUAGAGAAUUUGCAAAGCACGUGUCCACACUUAGCGGGAGCGGCAGGCGCCCGCGUGACCUGUCGCCGCUGCCCCCGCCAAGUUUCCUGCCUGCGCAGCGGCAGGCCAUGGGGUUCCUGAAGUCCCGCGUCGUAGACUUCCUGGGGGACCCGUUUGAGCUGGUGAGCGCGCCCACCGCCGACGCGGCCCUCAGCGAGGCGACCGUGGUCUACGCAGGCGAGCCCGUGGCCAAGGCGUUGCCCUGCGUGCUCGCGGAGCUGGCGUCGCGCUUGCUGCAGCCCGAGCAUGCCGGGGCGCUGGGCGCCCUAGACCUCGUGGAGCCCGACGUUGCCGAGUGGCUGGCCUCGCCCGAGAAGGCCCUUCUUCCCGAGGCCGACUGGCCCGACCCCGGGCCUCGAGCCAGGGUCAGCGUCGUGGACAAAGCGGGUUGGCAUGAGCUCGCGGUGCACCUCGCGGAGCUCGGGAUUUUCGCGGCGCUGAGCGAGGACCAGCUCGUCAGGGCCAGGGGCGAGCCGCUCUUGAACAGGCUCUUCGCUGCGGCACAGAAGGGCAAGCCAAGGCCAGGCGGCGAACGGGUCACCAGGCUGAUCUUGAACAUGGUCCUUGGCAACGCCUUGCGCAAGCGGCAUGUCGGUGAAGCUUCGCUCCUCGCGGCGUCCACAGGCUGGGUGUCCCUGCGCACCCCCGAGGGCAAGUUGCUGCUGUGGGGCGCAGAGCUUCCACCUGAGCUGGAGUGUCAGAAGGACGAGGCACGCCCGAUCGUCGAGCUGGGCAGUGGCUGCGAGGCUGGCUGGUGGCAGGCGCGCAUCGACGACUUCGACGCGCCCCGGAUCGCGGGCGAGGCGCGGGCGCGACAGCUCGGGGGCGCCGAGGCGGACUGCGAGCAGCGCGUUCGCGAGAGCUACAGGUGCGCUGGCGUGGCCUGCGCGGCGGAGAAGGCCCGCCUGCGGGAGACGCGAGUUGAGCGCAUGGGGGCCGACGUGGAUGGCGUCAGCGGGCGGCUUGCAGCGCCGGGCCCCAAGGUGUUGAGUGCCGCUGCCCUUUGCCUCGCGACGUUGUCGCAGGAGCGGGUGCCCUGGCGCGUGUGCAUGAUGGCCCUCAGCAAGCUGGUGCGGGCUUUGGGAUUCAGACGCCCGCUUUCCGGCCUCCUCAACUCUAUAUGGUCCCUGUCGACGGUGGGAUGUACGGUCCAGUACAAUGCCGAGAUGGUCGAGGAGCUCUUCUCGGGCCUCAUGCUGCUGCCUACAGCGGCCACCUCUCUCCGCGCUCGCAUUGAGGGUAUGGUCACGGUCUCGGACGCCUCGGAAUUCGGGGGCGUCGUCUGCACGUCCACGAGCCUUCGCGGGGAAGCGGCAUUUGCGCUCAAAUCCGUGAGCCAGGUCGCUGAUCGCCUCGUCGUGGGCUCUCGGCUGCUCAGCAUGCCCGUAGACCCGCGGUGCCCCUGGACUGUGUCUAACCCGAGGAUCCCGAGGGCAGUCGUGUUGAAGGUGCUCAAUGACCUCUUUGUCACGUUCUCGGAGACUGUGGACGCGGGCGUCGCGGGCACGGGCAGCCCGUGCCAGGACCUUUCGCGGCUCGACGCAAGCGGUGGAGGACUGCAUGGCUGCAAGAGCUCCUUGUUGUACGAGGUGCCCUGGAUCUUGUGGCUCUUGCGGCAGACGUUCGGGCGGCGCCUCUACUUGCUGCUCGAGAACGUGGCGAGGAUGACAGACGAGAGCGUCAAGGCCAUGUCCAGCUGCAUGGGAGUGAAGCCGUGCCUCCCCUGCUUGUCGGUCACGGUGCCGCGUCGCAGGCCGCGACUCUUCUGGUUCAGGUGGCAGCCCCAGGUGGCGCCGCCGCUGCGCCUUGUCGACAAGGGCCGCUGCCUCGGGGUCAUGGCAGACAACGGGGCGCUGCUGGACAUCGAGUGGGGGGACCAGAAAAUUCGCUUGGCCAAGCGCCCGCUCCCCUUCUCGACGCUGGUGUUCUGCGGGGCGCCCCUGAGCUUCCCGUCGGCGCCGCGGGGCUUGGGCUCGGCGCCCGAUGAGACGCGACCGCGUUGGCAGGCCGAUUUGUUCCGCUAUCACGCCGCGCUGUACGAGGAGAAGAUCGCGCGCGUCGGCCAGUGCCGCGAGACCUGGGGCCAGAGCGGCUGCUUCGAGGACAGCUCGGGCGACCCGAACAUCGAGGAGGCCAGACGUCUCGUCCUCCACUACCUGAGCCCCGCGGAGAAGGGGGGCUCGGACGCGCGGCUGGAUUGCGGCCUGCCGCUGGAUCUGUCGCGGGCGCUGCUGAAGGCCUGGCGGCGAGCGGGGCCUGCAGAGCGGGCGCUGCCGUCCACGCCCGGCAUCGCCGCAGGCCGGGCAAGCCUGGCGGCGGAGGCUGGAGCACUCGACUGA
Messenger RNA from Prorocentrum cordatum, 4548 nucleotides. The record is from the annotation of a GenBank genome assembly. Lineage: Eukaryota; Dinophyceae; Prorocentrales; Prorocentraceae.